AUUUAAUUGGUUCGCAAACCCUUCAGUGGAUCCACAGAAGAAGCGCUCAUUAUGAGUCGGAACAACACAACUUUUAACGAUAUUGGAGAAAAUACUAACUGAAAUACCUUUCCAUAGCGAUUCAGAGAUAAUGGCAUCUGACGACGAAAUUAAUAUUCUGGUCAUUGUGUUAGAUGUCAACCCUAUUUGGUGGGGCCAGCAAGCUCAGAGGGAACCUCAGUUCACUCUUUCAACAUGCCUGGAUUCGUUGAUGGUCCUUGCAAAUGCCCAUUUAGUGAUGUCAAGAACCAACAAACUAGCCGUCAUUGCAAACCUGUAUCAAAAGAGCCACUUUCUAUAUCCAAGUAAGCAGUGGAAAUCAGGGGAUGAAAUAUCUACAAGUAGUGAUGGCAAAUAUGAACUUCUGUCAGUUACCAAUGAUCUCUUUGCAGAAGAGAUCAGGAAUCUCAUGGAUAGAACAGAGGUCAGUGGCAGUCACACAGACAGCCUGUUGGCCGUAUCAAUCGCCAAAGCUCUGUGCUAUAUUCAUCGAGUCUCAAAGGAUAUGCAAGCUGGACAGGAUGUGAAAUCAAGGAUUUUGGUAAUAAAAGCUGCUGAGGAUUCUACAUUACAGUACAUGAACUUCAUGAAUGUGAUCUUUGCCGCACAGAAGAAGAAUAUCCUGAUUGAUGCUUGUGUGUUGGACGCUGACUCUGGACUACUGCAGCAGGCUUGUGACAUAACUGGAGGCUUGUAUCUCAAAAUUCCCCAGAAAAUCGCUCUCGCACAGUAUUUGUUGUGGGUAUUUUUACCAGACGCAGAACAGAGAUCCCAGCUGUUAUUGCCUCCUCCGGUACACGUAGACUACAGGGCCGCUUGCUUCUGCCACCGCAACCUGAUUGAAAUUGGCUACGUCUGUUCAGUGUGCCUGUCAAUAUUCUGUAACUUCAGUCCAAUUUGCACAACAUGCGAGACUGCCUUUAAAAUGCCACUGCCUCAGAUGGCUAAAACAAAGAAGAAAAAAGUUAAAACUGCAAACUGACCUCAUCAAUAAAUGUGUGUGUUGCACUUGCAAAGUGCCAUUUAGUAUUCUGUUGAAUAGCAUACUUUUUUUUACUGUGUAAUUUGGAAUUGGUUAAAAAAAAAAAAGUUAUACGUUUAUUUGAACAAUAUGUUUAGGUAUUGUAGCCAACACUUUAAAUAAAAGACCUUUGAAUCAAAGUCAGUGAA
Messenger RNA from Cyprinus carpio (common carp), 1209 nucleotides. It is a transcript of the gene gtf2h3, whose product is annotated as general transcription factor IIH subunit 3. The record is from RefSeq and is a predicted model, not a curated record. Lineage: Eukaryota; Metazoa; Chordata; Actinopteri; Cypriniformes; Cyprinidae. Gene Ontology annotation, biological process: regulation of DNA-templated transcription; nucleotide-excision repair. Gene Ontology annotation, cellular component: transcription factor TFIIH holo complex; transcription factor TFIIH core complex.